Messenger RNA from Staurois parvus, 406 nucleotides. NCBI's taxonomy places the organism in Eukaryota, Metazoa, Chordata, Amphibia, Anura, Ranidae. The record is from the annotation of a GenBank genome assembly.
AUGCAGACUGCUUCUGCAAACAUUUGUAAAAGACUGUGCAAUAAGUCCAUCCGUGAAAUUUGCUUGCUACUAAAUAUUCCACGGUCAACUGUUAGUGGUGUUAUAACAACGUGGAAGCAACUGGGAACAACAGCAACUCAGCCACCAAGUGGUAGGCCACUUAAAAUGACAGAGCGGGGUCAGCGCAUGCUGCAGCACAUAGUGCACAGAAGUCGCCAACUGUUUGCAUAGUCAAUAGCUAAAGACCUCCAAAUUUCAUGUGGCCUUCAGAUAAGCACAACAGUGCAUAGAGAGCUUCAUGGAAUGGGUUUUCAUGGCUGAGCAGCUCCAUCCAAGCCUUACAUCACCAAGUGCAAUGCAAAGCGUUAGAUGCAAUGGAGUAAAGCACGCCACCACUGGACUCUAG